Fusarium sp. VM40 is the source of this 1131-nucleotide messenger RNA. The record is from the annotation of a GenBank genome assembly. Lineage: Eukaryota; Fungi; Ascomycota; Sordariomycetes; Hypocreales; Nectriaceae.
AUGACUGGCACGGAUGAUUCUAUCCCUCAUGUCCGAUGGGGUAUCCUAGGCACGGGAUGGAUAUCUACCAUGUUUCUCACAGACCUCCUAGCAACCCGGCCCAACGCCCCAGCGAGGCACACAAUCGCAGCGAUCGGCUCCUCAUCUCUCGAAAAAGGCAACGCAUUUGUCGAGAAAGUCUGGGAGAAAGCUCCCGAGAAGCCUCGACCUCAGGUUUACGCAGACUACCAAGGAGUCUACGAUGACCCAAAUGUCGAUGUGGUGUAUGUCGGCACACCGCACUCGCUGCAUAAGAAGAACUGUCUCGAUGCUAUCGCUGCUGGCAAGCAUGUGCUCUGUGAAAAACCUUUCACCAUCAAUGCGAAGGAAACUCGUGAGAUUGUAGAUGCGGCAAGGGAAAAGGGUGUCUUUGUUAUGGAAGCGGCCUGGGUGCGGUUCUCGCCGUUGUUCAAAGCCUUGCAUGAGGAGAUCGUUGUAAAAAAGUCCAUUGGCGAAGUUCAGCGUUUUUCCGUCGAUUUUGGAAACUACUUCCCUCUCGAUACACUUCCUGAAAAUCAUCGCCUGAGAGAUCCUGCUCUUGGCGCUGGCGCUUUACUCGACAUUGGCUUUUACACUUUGACCUUUGCUUCGAUUAUCCUUGGUGAAUGGAAAGUGGGCAAGGAACACCCCAAGCCGAAGAAGGUUCUGUCAUCUCUAGACAUCGUUAACGGCAUCGAUGAGGCCAAUGUGGUUGUUCUCGAAUAUCCCUCCGCCACAGGAGCAACCAAGACAGGAGUAUGCACAUCAAGCUUCCGGUACAAGGGCCCUAACGACUUCGGACGCAUCGAGGGCUCCAACGGCAGCAUUAUUCUGUUUGGUCCUGGGGUCAGUGUACCUGAUGGAUUCCGCGUCACUGAGGGGCCACGACCAAGCUCUCCUGAGGCUGAUACUAGACAAGAGCGUGUGUUCAACGUUAAGAGACCUGAGGGGACUUUGGGUUUCUACUGGGAGGCGGAUGCUGUGGCGGAGGACAUUGCCAAAGGUCGGACUGAGAAUGGAAUUAUCCCUCUGGAAGAGACGCUUCGGAUGAUGGAGUUGAUGGACGAGAUUAGAGUUGCGGCUGGUUUUAAGUACCCGCAAGAUGAUAGUUAG